ACCAAGUUUUCAGCCUAUAGCACCAUUUCAGCUUAUGACCAACAAUACCUUCUGCUUCCUGGAAAUAUCUUUCUUUUCUUUUUUUUGGGUCUCCUGGAAAUUUCCCUGUUGACUUCAAUUUGAACAAAGGCUCAAUAUACUCAGACUCAUUUUUCUGUUGUGUCCAUCGAAUUCCCAGGAUAAGCAAACUCGCCAAAUCAACUUCAAGUCUUCAACUUUAGAUUUGAUUUAGCCUCUCCCACCAAGCAAUGGCUGCUUCUGCUUCUUCUUCCCAAGUGAAACAUGAUGUUUUCAUCAGCUUUAGAGGUUCAGACAUCAGAUCUGGUUUUCUCAGCCAUUUGAAAAAGGAGCUGCGUCGAAAGCAGGUAGACGUCUAUGUGGAUGACAGGCUGGAGAGAGGAGAUGAAAUAUCAUCUGCACUUGACGAAGCCAUAGAAGGAUCAAUGAUUGCAUUAGUGAUAUUCUCUAAAGAAUAUGCUUCUUCAAAGUGGUGCUUGCAAGAGCUUGUCAAGAUAAUGGAACGCAAGGAAACGAGUCAACAAAUUGUGAUUCCAAUUUUUUACUACGUACCUCCAACAGAUGUCAGGAAUCAAACAGGCGCUUAUGCAGAAUCAUUUAAUGAUCACGAACAGAGGUUCAAGGAUAACAUGGACAAGUUGAAAAUUUGGAGAUCUGUCUUGACGAAAACCGCAAACUUAUCUGGUCAUGACUCACCAAAUUUUCAAGACGAAUCCGAGCUCAUUGAUGCAAUAGUCAUGGAUGUCCUAAAAAAGUUGAAAGUUGACAACCAUUCUGUGCCUACAUCCCAACUUGUUGGAUCGCAUGAAAAUCUCGGUAGUGUUGAAUCAUUGAUGGAAAUUAAUGAGUCACAAGAAGUUCGAUUUAUUGGAAUUUGGGGAAUGGGAGGGAUAGGCAAAACAACCCUUGCCCGAGAGAUAUAUAACAGAUUCUCGUCUGAAUUUGGAAGUCAUUGCUUCUUGGACAAAGUGAGAGAAGAAUCAACAGGGAUUACUAGUCUGUAUGGAAAACUUCUUUAUGAGCUAUUUGGUGAAAAGGAUCUCCACAAAAAUAUGAAUGAUGCAAAGAGAAGGCUGCAACGAGUAAAAGCCUUAAUUGUGCUUGACGAUGUGGACAAUCCAAGUCAACUAAAAGGAGCCGGGCAAAUACUUAUUAAUUUGGGAUUGGGCAGCAGAGUCAUUGUAACAAGUAGAGACAAGCAUGUUCUUAGGAGUGGACGGAUUGAUGAAAAAUAUAUACAUGAAGUUAAGGGAUUGAAAUUUGAUGAAUCACUUGAACUUUUUAGUUCACAUGCUUUUGAUCAAAGUUAUCCCAAAGUAGGAUAUGAAGAGCUAUCAAAAAUGAUAGUUCAUAAUUUAGCUAAAGGCAAUCCUUUGGCUUUAGAAGUUUUGGGUUCUCAUUUUCAUUCUAGAGAUGAAGUAUAUUGGAAGAGUGAGCUUGACAAACUCAAAACUUGCCCCCAUAGAGGAAUUCAAGAUAUAUUGAGGGUUAGUUAUGAUGGAUUAGAUGACAUGGAUAAGGAAAUAUUUUUAGACAUUGCAUUUUUUUUUGUGGGAGAAAAAAAGAUAGCAUUACUCAGGUGCUAGAAGCUUGUGAUUUCAAAGCAGUUAGUGGAAUCCAAAAUCUCAUGGAUAAAGCUAUCAUAAAAACAAAUCAAUGUGGUGGAAUCAUAAUGCAUGAUUUGAUACUUGAAAUGGGUGAACAAAUAGUUCGUGAGGAAUGCAAAGAUCCUAGACUACGUAGCCGAUUGAAAGAUGCAAAUGAGAUUUAUUGUGUAUUGAAAAGUAACAUGGAAACUGAUAAAAUUGAAGGCAUCUUAUUGGAUUUGGAUGCAAUCAAAUAUUUACGAUUGCACCCAGACACCUUCACAAAGAUGAAAAAUUUAAGAUUUCUCAAAGUUUUUCAUUCUAGAUUAUGGAGGCUCAAGACAUGGCGGAUGGAUAACAUUGAUGCGACAUGUAAUAUAGAGCUUCCUUUGGAUCUUGGCCUUUUCCCUAAUCAAUUAAGGUAUUUUUAUAGGAUGGAUAUCCAUUGGAGUCUUUGCCAUUAGAAGGCUAUUGUUUUGAGAACCUUGUCGAACUAUGCAUGAUAGAAAGCAAUAUUAAAAAGCUCUGGGAUGGAGUGCAGGAUCUUGUGAAUUUGAAGAUAUUAGAUUUGUGUGAGUCCAAACAAUUGACGGAGCUGCCUGAUUUUUCUAGGGCACAUAAUCUUGAAGUUGUAGUUCUCUACGAAUGUCUAAGUUUACGUAGUGUUCAUCCAUCCAUUUUAUCUCUCCACUCUCUUGAACAAUUGGAUGUCUCUCAUUGCGGGAAAUUAGAGAGUCUUGAAAGUGAGACUCAUUUAGAAUCUCUCUCUGAGCUUAAUGUUGAAGGUUGUGUGAGCCUUAAGAAAUUCUGUUUGUCAUCAGAAAAAUUGGAUAGCAUAGAUUUAGAAGAUUGCGUGAAAGUCGAAAAAUUGCAAGUGCUGCCAAUGGGAGGUUUCACGAAACUCAGAAGGCUUGUUAUUGAAGAUGGUGAAAGAUUAAGGAGCCUUCCAAUAAGAGAGCUAUGUGGCUUGACAAAUCUUGAGGAAUUUAAAAUUAGGAAUUUCCAGCAGGAAAUUAACACAGGGGAGAUGCGCUCCCUUUUUGAUGCUUGGCACAAUUUAAAAGAACUACAUUUGGAUAGUUGGAGUAAAUUGUCGGAAAUCCCUGACAAUAUCAAGGCCUUAUCAAGCUUGAAACACAUUUUCUUGACAAACUGCCAGGGGCUUAAGUCUAUACUUGGACUUCCUCCCUCCCUUCAAGAAUUAGAUGCCAGAGAUUGCACUUCAUUGGAGAUUGUAUUCUCCGACUCUCUAGUUCGGAAUUGGUGCCAAUUUGAUUUCAAAAAUUGCAUAAAGUUGAAAGAGGAUUCGAUUCACUUUAUUGGGGAACUACUAACUCAUUUCUCUUUGACUUCAACAUGUAAGGAUGGUUUGUCAUAUGGUGCUGGAGCUCGUUACCCAGGAAGCAGAGUUCCAAAGUGGAUUGCAUAUAAACAAAUCACAGAGCCUUCUAAUGCUAUCGAAUUCACUUGUAAUCUUGAACGAUCACCCCGAUUAUUGUUCUGUUGUGUUGUUCCUCAUCAUCUCUCAUAUAGAGAUGACUUUUUCUGUGAUUUUUCUUAUGAUGAUAAGAACAAAUUCCACAGGACAUCUUAUUUUAGUUGGGAUAACGAAGACUUUUAUCCUGAAGAAAUGAAUUCGGAUCAUGUUGUUCUAUGGCACAUGAGAGGGUGUUCAUUUGGUGCUGAAAAAGGUGAUGAUGCCAAUAGUUCAUGUAAAUUCUAUAUGGAAUGUUGGAAUGAUGAUCGUCGUUGUUUAGAGGAAGUUCCGAUUAAAGCAUGUGGAGUGCACGUAACAUAUAUGUUAGAGUCGGACUCGACUGAAGAAAGAGUCCCUCCAACAAAGAAACAGAAAACUUUCAGGUAUCUUCCGACCAGCCAACUGAAUCCAACAAAUCAAUUUCAAGAUGACAUCAUCUGUCAUCCCUUGCAACUGAAAUUUAUACGCAAGAGCAAACAAAAGCGCCUCCCAUACAUACAGUUUCUUUGAUAUAUCUUUACAGCAAUGCAUUGCUGUCAACUUCCUUGAAUCCUUGUUUGUUGAUCAAUUUGUGUGGCUUGGCAUAUCUUCUUGCAUCUACCUGUUUGUACAAUGCAGUUGCUUCGCGUUCGAAGAGCAAGCCCAAAAUACAGUAGUGAAGAGUCUCUCUGUUGAUGAUCAUUGAAGUGUCUUUGACAUGUGAAUCAUAUGUAGCAGUAGCACCAUUAUUGUGACAUUUUUAUGUUUAAUUUCCUUAUAGUAGAAACAUCAUCGUCACUUUUACUUAACUAGCCAUUGGCUGUGUGUGAGCAUUGUAUAGUAGUUUUAUAUGGAACAAACCAGUAUUUCAUUCAUUUAUUUUUAUAUCAUAGCAGUACAUAACUCUAUCAUGUAUACAUACAAGGGCCUUGAAUCUGACGCACAAGUUGCCAACAAAGGAGUUGAAGGUGCAUUUUCUUGCUCCCUAAAUUGGUCCAAAAUUGCACUCCUAGUUACUGUUGAUGUCUUCCUCUCUAGUUAGGCUCUUCAUGUAUCCAUUUGAGGUUGUCUAGGUUAGAAUGAGCCCAUUUACUUGUGCAUAUCAUAUCAGUGUUUUGGUCCUUUCAAUAUUGUAGAUAUGGACUCCUAAUGGAUCAUUUAGCCUUUUGAUU
Prosopis cineraria is the source of this 4232-nucleotide messenger RNA. Its product is annotated as TMV resistance protein N-like. Gene Ontology annotation, molecular function: ADP binding; ATP hydrolysis activity. The coding region runs from base 249 to 1604 and encodes 451 amino acids. The transcript has 7 exons. The record is from RefSeq and is a predicted model, not a curated record. Lineage: Eukaryota; Viridiplantae; Streptophyta; Magnoliopsida; Fabales; Fabaceae. Gene Ontology annotation, biological process: defense response; signal transduction.